This is a messenger RNA of Phacochoerus africanus (Common warthog), 3932 nucleotides long. It is a transcript of the gene MIS18BP1, whose product is annotated as MIS18 binding protein 1. The transcript has 15 exons. Lineage: Eukaryota; Metazoa; Chordata; Mammalia; Artiodactyla; Suidae. The coding region runs from base 523 to 3702 and encodes 1059 amino acids. The record is from RefSeq and is a predicted model, not a curated record.
GCAGAGCAUUUCGGGAGGAACGGCAGAAUGCGGGGUUGGCCCCUUCUCUUAAGAGGAAAUUAAUUUCGAGGACAGCUAGAGGUGCGUGCCCGGUACCCGUGGCAACUUGGGGUUGCCUACGUUUUGUGGAAAGAGCACUGCCCUCGCGGAGCGGGGACCGCCCCACGUUUUCCUGCGUCCCAGAGAGACGCGUGGUGACGCAAUUCCUGAGCGCGCCAAUCCCUGGUGCCUGGAGGGCAGGCUCUUAAAAUUUGAAUUGCCAGAUAGUUUUGGUGUUGGGGAACCUCAAGGAGGUGGUGAGCGUCACCUGGUGCUCCGCCGCUGCGGCCGACUUGGGCCAGAGGCAGAAGCCGUGGUGUUCCUGCCCGCCCUCCAAGCGAAGUCGAGCCCGGGCCACCGCCGUCUCUACGGUGUCAGCCUCUUCACCCAAGGUUCCUCUGGCCCCCUGCUGAAGGUCUAUCCUGAAAAUUGUGUUUAGGCAAAUUUUGUGUUAGAGGAAAUUUGUUGCUGCUGUUUUUCAAGAUGAUUGCAACACCUUUGAAACAUCCAGGAACUCACUUGUCUUCAGUGACUUCUUUUCAAAGGAGAAAUAUGCCCAUGCAUGCAAUCUUUUUUGACAGCAUUCCUUCAGGCACACUUACUCCUGUAAAAGAUUUGGCAAAAUAUCAGAAGUCCUCUUUAAAACUGAAUAACCAUAAAGAGAGUCCGUUCCUAGAAAGGACAAUUUUUAAUAAUAAAAAUAUAUUCCAGUCUACUAUGCUAACAGAGGCUACUGCCUCUAACAGUUCUCUUGAUAUCAGUGCCAUAAAGCCCAAAAAGGAUGGAUUAAAAAAUAAAGCCAGCUAUGAAUCACCAGGAAAAAUAUUUCAAAGAAUGAAAGAAAAAGUACUUCGUAACAAGCAAGAACAAGCAUCAAGAAACAGUAGUUUGUUGGAACCACCAAGAAAUGAAAGUAAUAAAAUUUUUACUUCUAACGGUGCUGAGGAAAGAUUAUUACAGCAUACCUACCUCUGUGAAGAAAAGGAAAACAAGUCAUUCCAGCCAGAAAACAGUUCACUAAGAGCAAAACAAAAUUCAACUCCAGUCCAAGAAGUUCUUCUAGAAUCAUCAAAUAUUUUCCUGCCAGUCAAACCAAAGAUUAAAUAUCAGCAGGAAGCACCCCUGCACAAUUUAACCUAUGAGCUUUCAGUUCUGAACCAAGAACACGAAAAUGUUUCAGCUGCCAGAGUGUCAAACAAGGCAUUAACUAGAGCUCAGUUGGCUAAACAAAUUCUUCACUCCCAGGAGAAUACACUUGUAACCACUCAGUCCAAAAAGGACACAUUUAUUUUGGAAGGCAUUGAUUCUACCUGUGAAAAAUUCCCAGAUACCACUGUUGAGACUCUCUGUAUUCCUAUUAAAGAUGAUGGUCAAUUAAUGGUUUCUGGUGAUAGUACGAUUACAACAAAAGGCACUUCAAAACAGGAAAUUAAGGAAGGAAAUGAGAAAACAACAUUCAGAAAGACUGGUCUUCCAGGUUCAAUGAAUGAUACAUGUAAAAUUGUGCUUGCAACUCCAAGAUUUCCUAUAGCAGUACCUCAGAGAUCAAAAAGAAAUGCCUGGAGGCUUUCUCCAAGUAUAUUCCAAACUAUUACAAAUGGAGUUAAAGAAAAUAAGGUAGUUCAACUACAGGAAUGGAUGAUUAAAAUCAUCAACAAUAACACUGCUAUAUGUGUAGAAGGAAAACUGAUAGACAUCACUAACAUAUAUUGGCACAGUAAUGCAAUUAUAGAACGAAUUAAGCACAACAAACUUAGGACUUUAUCAGGCAACAUUUAUAUAUUAAAAGGAAUGAUAGAUCGGAAUUCCAUGAAAGAAGCAGGUUACCCACAUUAUCUCAUAAGGAAAUUUAUGUUUGGAUUUCCAGAAAAAUGGAAAGAGUACAUUGAUAAUUUUUUAGAACAGUUAAGGGCUUGUAAUAAGAAAGAAGCAAAGGCCAGACAAAAACAGAAAACUGGAAGAUUUGUUCCUGACAUUCAAAAGUCAAUGAAAAAUGAUACAGGGGGAAAAAAAACAGAUGUCCUCCAAAGAGCCAGCACCACUUAUGACCUUGAUUGUGAUCAUUUGGAGAGAACUGAAGAAUCCAAAGUAUCCAUUGAUAUUCUAACAUCAAGGGAACAGUUUUUCUCAGGUGAAGAAAGAAAAUAUAUGGCUGUUAAUCAGAAGAAACCUUAUGUUUUAGUGACUCCACUUAAAUCUAAAAAAAUUAUAGAGCAAAAAUGCAUGUAUCAUAACCUGUCUUCUGGCACCAUUAAAGCAAUAACAGAUUUUGCAGUGUCAGAGCAUCAAAAAGAAAGUAAGUCAGACUUACGUGAGACUACGGGUCUAAUCAGUAAACCCACAAAAACUUUAGAAAGUACAUUUGAGUAUAGUGUGGGUCCUAAAAGUAAAAACAAGGAAGAUUGUAUUGAACGUGAUUUACUCACUGUCAACCAGAAAAUAAAAAUACCUACUCCUGAAAAGGAACAAAUGGUCACCUCUGACUUUAAGAAAAAUACAAAGUUAUCAAAAUUGAAGAAAGUUGAAAAUCAAGUAACUGUGUCACUUUACAAGCAUCAGUCUUCAUCAGAUUUGUCUAAUGCAGAAAGUGAGAAAGGAAAAAAUUUUAGAAGGAAAGUUGGAGUUGUUAAGAAAACCAGAGCAAGAAAUACCAAGGAAACAGUGGUUGACCUGAGAAAAAGCACAAGAAACACAAGGACAAUCCCAGUGAGGUCUGAAUCUGAAACUGAAGAAAGUGAAAAUGAAUUUCAUAUGAAACCAAAGAAAGCCAGAUGUUCUGCCGAAGGAAAUCUUAAGAAAUCUGGUAUUAGCGAUGAACUUCCAAUUAUUGAGACAGUGAAAUAUGGUAAAAUGAACAGUCAAUCCUUAGAAUGUUUACCUGGCUUAACUCAGGAUGAGGAUUGGAAUGAGAAAGAAUUACAGAAACUUCAUUGUGCUUUUGCAUCUCUUCCAAAGCACAAACCUGGUUUCUGGUCAGAGGUAGCUAUGGCUGUAGGUUCUCGAUCUGCUGAUGAAUGCCAGAGGAAAUAUUUGAAAGAUUCCCAAGGAAAAGGAUCCAGGAAACAUGUCACCAAGAAAAACCCAGCCAAACCCAAAGACCAAAAUGGUAAGGUCAGUGAUACUGAUAAGAAGCAAGCUAUUAAGAUAACUGCCAAAGUGGGAACUCUCAAAAGGAAACAGCAGAUGAGGGAUUUUCUGGAACAGAUGCCAAAAGAUGACCAUGAUGAUUUUUUCAGUACAACACCUUUGCAGCAUCAGAGAGUACUGUUACCAAGUUUCCAGGACAUUCAAGAAGAGGAUGAUAUUCUGCCAGAUAUGGACAAAAAUCCAACAACUCCAUCAUCAGUUAUCUUUCCACUGGCAAAAACUCCUCAGUGUCAGCAUAUCAGUCCUGGCAUGCUAGCUUCUAUAAAUAGGGAUGAUUGUGAUAAAUAUGUUUUUCAUAUGCAAAAAAACCAUAAAAGUAAAGGUGGCAUUGUCUGGGGCAAUAUCAAGAAGAAAACAGGUGAAACUGAUUUUGCAACUCCACCAUCAAGAAGAAAAACACCAUUUAACAAAGAAUUACCAGAAAACGCUGAUAUUGGAAAACUUUUCACUAAUGCUAUGGAAUCUUUAGAUGAAGAAGAGAAAGAUUAUUAUUUUUCAAACUGUGAUUCUGCGUAGUAAAAAUGGGAGAAUAUUUCCAAAAUGUUUAUCAAGAAGCAGACAAUGUAUCUGUGUCUUCAUUUGAAAUAUAUAUAUUUUCUUUAUAAUGUAGCUUCAUGUGAAAUUUCAGACUAUUUUUCAAAGGUUUCAUGACUUACAGUUUCAAGCAAAUCAUGUUCUAUACAUAUUUUUUUUUAGGCAUUCAAGAAAAUGUUGCUAUCCUUGGGAGAGGUGGGGGUGUGGGCCAG